This is a messenger RNA of Drosophila rhopaloa, 806 nucleotides long. Its product is annotated as androgen-induced gene 1 protein. Gene Ontology annotation, cellular component: membrane; endomembrane system. The coding region runs from base 10 to 708 and encodes 232 amino acids. The transcript has a single exon. The record is from RefSeq and is a predicted model, not a curated record. Lineage: Eukaryota; Metazoa; Arthropoda; Insecta; Diptera; Drosophilidae.
CACCCGGAAAUGGAUCGACGCAACUGGUCGAACGGGGCGCGCCUGCUGUUGCACCUGUCCGCCGUUGUUCACCUGGGCUACGCCAUUUACUAUGACUUUCGGUUUGCCCAGUUGCCACAAUUGGCGGUGACCCUGCGUCUGGAGCCACCGAUGGGUGGCAAGUUCAAGUACAUGACCUUUCUGGGUGGCCUGGUGCAGUUCGGGUACUAUGCCUUGGCGCUGACCUAUGACCUCUUCCGAAUGCGAUCUUUGAGGAGCCUGCGUGACUACAUGCUGGCCACCUUUGUGGUGCCACUCUCCCUCACGGUGAGUUUCACCUUCUGGACACUAUAUGUGAUCGAUCGCGAGGCCAUAUAUCCCGGUCUACUGGACCUGGUCUACCCAAGUUGGCUGAACCACGCCAUGCACACCUUCGUCGUGGUCUACGCCCUCAUCGAAUUGGGCAUCACUCGCCACAGAUAUCCGCAUCGAAGUCGGGGAUUCGCCGGACUGGCUGCCUUCAUGGUCGGAUAUCUGGUGUGGAUUCACUACGUCUGGUUCAGGACCGGCAUCUGGGUGUAUCCCUUCCUGGGGGGCAUCGACUGGUACCUGCGCGUCGCCUUCUUCGCUUUGAUCAUGGUCCUCGGCUUCGUUUACUAUCUAUUUGGCGAACACGUCAAUCUCGUACUCUGGGUGCGAACCAACGUCGAUUACAGGUGGAGCGAUUGAAAGGCAUUUCAAUCACCACACACACCUGGAUAGAUUAGGAUAGAAACUAGUUUUGCUUUAGUUUUAAAAAUAUGUAUGCCUCUGUAAAUAAAAAAAGG